Molecule: messenger RNA, 7295 nt
Organism: Rattus norvegicus (Norway rat)
Lineage: Eukaryota; Metazoa; Chordata; Mammalia; Rodentia; Muridae
Gene: Pcm1
Product: pericentriolar material 1
Biological process (GO): microtubule anchoring; intraciliary transport involved in cilium assembly; microtubule anchoring at centrosome
Cellular component (GO): ciliary transition zone; pericentriolar material; centrosome
Molecular function (GO): protein-macromolecule adaptor activity
Source: RefSeq, a predicted model, not a curated record
GUUCUCAGGUUGUUCGUUUGACUAAAUCCGUUCCUGACUGGAGAGGCCCGUGACUCCACAGACGCCAGAGCUGAGCAUCACGUGACUUCAGUCCUGCACGCCUUGAGUUCGCACUGCGGCUGUAGCCCGGGAGAGUUCUCGCCCCCGCGCGGCCGUUGCCGAGGAGACGGCGCUCGUCUCGCGGAGCGUUGCGCCCCCCCAACCUUCUCUGCAGUUUCCCCGCCCCCCUCUUCUCCCACCACAAUGAGGUCCUAAGAUGGCGGUGGCUGCGGCGGUUGGCGCCUAGUUAGCUAAUGUAGACAAGGCGGCCAUUGGGCUUUGGGCAGUAAGGGGAACUCCUGGGCCUCCCUUCCGCGGUCUUCGAGGAAGAACCGCUGCUGGUGGCGGCUCCUGGAAGGGCCGACUGCCACUCCGCCCUUGGCAGGAGGGGCGGCUUCGUUUACAGGCUGCCUCACCAGCUAUAAGAAAGACCAAGCCAAUGACCCAUCUCAUCACCUUCUUGAUCCACUUUAGCUGUCAAAGCAGAGACUAAAAUGGAGGACACUAGCCGUAUGUCUUUCUUAGAGAAUUAAUUAGAGCCAACAUGGCCACGGGAGGAGGUCCUUUUGAAGAAGUCAUGCAUGAUCAGGACUUACCGAACUGGAGCAAUGACAGUGUGGAUGACAGACUCAAUAAUAUGGAGUGGGGUGGCCAACAGAAGAAGGCCAACAGAUCAUCAGAAAAGAAUAAGAAAAAGUUUGGUGUAGCAAGUGAUAAGAGGGUAACUAACGAUAUUUCUCCGGAGUCAUCACCAGGAGUUGGAAGGCGAAGAACAAAGGUCCCACACACGUUUCCGCACAGUAGAUACAUGACUCAGAUGUCUGUUCCAGAGCAGGCCGAACUAGAGAAGCUUAAACAGCGGAUAAACUUCAGCGAUUUAGAUCAGAGAAGUAUUGGAAGUGAUUCUCAAGGUAGAGCAACGGCGGCUAACAACAAACGUCAGCUUGGUGAAAAUCGAAAGCCCUUCAACUUUUUGCCUAUGCAGAUUAAUACUAACAAGAGCAAGGAUGCCACUGCAAGUCUUCCAAAAAGAGAGACAACUACGUCAGCACAGUGCAAAGAGCUGUUUGCUUCUGCUCUAAGUAAUGACCUUUUGCAAAACUGUCAAGUCUCUGAAGAAGAUGGGAGAGGAGAGCCUGCAAUGGAGAGCAGCCAGAUUGUAAGCAGGCUUGUUCAAAUUCGUGACUAUAUUACUAAAGCUAGUUCUAUGCGAGAAGAUCUUGUAGAGAAAAAUGAAAGAUCUGCUAAUGUUGAGCGUCUUACUCAUCUAAUAGAGCACCUUAAAGAACAAGAAAAGUCAUAUAUGAAAUUUCUCCAGAAAAUCCUAGCUAGAGAAAAUGAGGAGGAGGAUGUUCGGACUAUAGACUCAGCUGUGGGAUCUGGUUCUGUAGCUGAGAGCACAUCGCUAAACGUAGAUGUGCAGUCUGAGGCUUCAGAUACCACGGAGGCAUCUUUUAGUCUGAGAAUUCGGCCCUGCAUUGAGGACAAACUAGGGAAUUCAGCUUCACAAGAACAGGUUUCAGACAUUGACGUUACUACAAGUCCUAAAGGGAAAGGUGACAAAGCUCCUCAGAAUGACAGGGAACUGAGACCUAAUAGGAAAUGUAGCCGAAAACGUGGAUUUCCCUCAAAGGCCAGAGAUCCUCAGCAGGAGCCUAUGGAAGAGACAGAAAAUUUGAAGAAACAACAUGAUUUAUUAAAAAGAAUGUUACAACAGCAGGAACAGCUGCGAGCUCUACAGGGCCGACAAGCUGCUCUGCUAGCUUUGCAGCAUAAAGCAGAGCAAGCUAUAGCUGUGAUGGAUGACUCUGUUGUUACAGAAACUACAGGAAGCUUAUCUGGAGUCAGCAUCACAUCUGAACUAAAUGAAGAACUGAAUGAUUUAAUUCAGCGUUUCCAUAAUCAGCUUCGUGAUUCUCAGCCUCCAGCUGUUCCAGACAACAGAAGACAGGCGGAAAGUCUUUCAUUAACUAGAGAGAUUUCUCAGAGCAGAAAUCCCUCAGUUUCUGAACAUUUACCUGAUGAAAAAGUACAGCUGUUUAGCAAAAUGAGAGUACUACAGGAAAAGAAACAGAAAAUGGACAAAUUACUUGGAGAACUUCAUACCCUCCGAGAUCAGCAUCUGAACAACUCAUCCUUUGUGCCUUCAACUUCUCUCCCAAGAAGUGGGGAUAAGAGAAGUUCAACUGUAGCUCUCUCUGCUCCUGUGGGCUUUGCACCAGCUGUUAAUGGAGAGUCCAAUAGUCUUAUCUCAUCUGUUCCUUGUCCUGCCGCCUCUCUAGUUUCUCAGAAUGAGAGUGAAAAUGAAGGUCAUCUAAAUCCAGCUGAAAAACUACAGAAGUUAAAUGAAGUUCAAAAGAGAUUGAAUGAACUGAGAGAAUUAGUUCAUUAUUAUGAACAAACAUCAGAUAUGAUGACAGAUGCUGUAAAUGAAAAUACAAAAGAUGAAGAAACUGAAGAGUCAGAAUACGAUUCUGAACAUGAACAUUCUGAGCCUGUUACUAACAUUAGAAAUCCACAGGUAGCUUCCACCUGGAAUGAAGUGAAUACUAACAGUAACACACAGCGCGGCUCUAAUAAUAGAGAAGGGCGAUCCAUUAAUUCUAGCUGUGAAAUUAAUAACAGAUCUGCUGCCAACAUCAGACCUCUAACCACGCCUCUCUUAGACUGUCGAUAUAACAGAGAAGGAGAACAGAGGCUGCGUGUAGCACGUGGUGAAGAUGAGGAAGAGGAAGUAGAAGAGGAAGGAGUCAGUGGGGCUUCAUUAUCUAGUCGUAGGAGCAGUCUGGUUGAUGAGGCACCAGAAGAUGAAGAGUUUGAACAGAAGAUUAGUAGACUCAUGGCUGCAAAAGAGAAACUUAAACAGCUCCAGGAUCUUGUUGCUAUGGUGCAGGAUGAUGAUGCAACUCAAGUGCUUGUUCCUGCUGCAUCAAAUUUGGAUGACUUCUAUGUAGCAGAAGAAGAUACCAAACAAAAUUCCAAUAAUGCAAGAGAAAAUUCUAAUAAAGUAGAUACUGGGGUAAAUGAAAAAACAAGAGAGAAAUUUUAUGAGGCCAAACUACAGCAGCAGCAGAGAGAGCUUAAACAGUUGCAGGAGGAAAGAAAGAAAUUGAUUGAAAUUCAAGAGAAAAUUCAAGCAGUUCAAAAGGCAUGCCCUGACCUUCAGCUAUCAGCCACUAGUAUAAGUAGUGGUCCCACAAAAAAAUAUCUGCCAGCUAUUACGUCAACUCCGACUGUUAAUGAGAAUGAGACUAGUACAAGCAAGUGUGAUAUUGAGCCUGAAGAUUCAUCAGUAGUGGAUAAUGAGCUGUGGUCAGACAUGCGAAGACAUGAAAUGUUGAGGGAAGAGCUGCGACAGAGAAGGAAGCAACUUGAAGCUCUAAUGGCUGAACACCAGAGGAGGCAAGGGCUGGCUGAGACCGCAUCUCCAGUGGCUGUGUCACUGAGAAGUGACGGAUCUGAGAACCUGGGCACUCCUCAGCAAAGUAGGACAGAAAAAACAAUGGCAACCUGGGGAGGCUCUACUCAGUGUGCAUUAGAUGAAGAUGGAGAUGAGGAUGGUUAUCUUUCAGAAGGAAUUGUUCGAACAGAUGAAGAGGAAGAAGAGGAGCAGGAUGCCAGUUCCAAUGAUAACUUCCCUAUGUAUCAUCCUAGCAUGAAUCAAAAUUCCUACAAUGUAAAGGAAACCAAAAACAGGUGGAAGAACCAUCGCCCUGUUUCAGCAGAUGGGAAUUACCGUCCUUUAGCCAAGACAAGGCAGCAGAAUAUCAGCAUGCAACGACAAGAAAACCUACGAUGGGUGUCAGAGCUCUCUUACAUAGAAGAGAAGGAACAGUGGCAAGAACAAAUUAAUCAGCUAAAGAAACAACUUGAUUUCAGUGUCAAUAUUUGUCAGACUCUGAUGCAAGACCAGCAGACUUUAUCUUGCUUGCUGCAGACUCUUCUAACAGGUCCAUACAGUGUUCUGCCCAGCAAUGUAGCGUCCCCUCAAGUACACCUUAUCAUGCACCAGCUGAACCAGUGCUACACACAGCUAACAUGGCAGCAGAAUAAUGUCCAGAGGUUAAAACAAAUGCUAACUGAACUUAUGCGCCAACAAAAUCAGCACCCAGAAAAGCCUAGAAGCAAAGAAAGAGGCAGCAGUGCCUCACACCCCUCUUCUCCCAGUUUAUUUUGUCCUUUCAGCUUCCCAACACAGCCUGUAAAUUUGCUGAACCUGCCUGGGUUUACUAACUUCCCAUCUUUUGCACCAGGAAUGAAUUUCAGCCCUUUAUUUCCUUCUAAUUUUGGAGAUUUUUCUCAGAAUGUUUCUACACCCACUGAACAGCAGCAGCCAUUAGCUCAAAAUCCUUCAGGGAAAACAGAGUAUAUGGCUUUCCCAAAACCCUUUGAAAGCAGUUCUUCUCUUGGAGCAGAAAAGCAAAGGAAUCAGAAACAGCCUGAAGAGGAAACUGAAAACACUAAGACACCAUGGUUAUAUGAUCAAGAAGGAGGAGUAGAAAAGCCAUUUUUCAAGACUGGAUUUGCAGUGUCUGUAGAGAAAGCUACAAAUAGUAACCGCAAACGUCAACCAGAUACAAGCAGGAGAGGACGUCAGUUUGAUGAAGAGUCAUUGGAAAGCUUUAGCAGUAUGCCUGACCCCAUAGAUCCAACCACAGUAACUAAAACAUUUAAAACAAGGAAAGCAUCUGCACAGGCCAGCCUGGCUUCUAAAGACAAAACUCCCAAAUCAAAGAGUAAGAAGAGGAAUUCUACUCAGCUGAAAAGUAGAGUUAAAACUAUUGGGUAUGAAAGUGCCAGUGUGUCUAGCACAUGUGAACCUUGCAAAAGUAGGAACAGACAUUCAGCCCAGACUGAAGAGCCUGUUCAAGCAAAGUUAUUCAGCAGAAAGAAUCAUGAACAGCUGGAAAAAAUAAUAAAAUAUAGUAGGUCUGCAGAAAUAUCUUCAGAAACUGGAAGUGAUUUUUCCAUGUUUGAAGCUUUACGGGAUACUAUUUAUUCCGAAGUGGCUACAUUAAUUUCUCAAAAUGAAUCUCGUCCACAUUUUCUUAUUGAACUUUUCCAUGAGCUGCAGCUCCUCAAUACAGACUACUUGAGACAGAGAGCUUUAUAUGCGCUGCAGGAUAUUGUAUCCAGACAUAUUUCUGAAAGUGAUGAAAAAGAAGGGGAAAAUAUAAAGUCUGUGAAUUCUGGCACUUGGGUGGCAUCAAACUCCGAACUUACUCCAAGUGAGAGCCUUGUUACUACUGAUGAUGAAACGUUUGAGAAGAACUUUGAAAGAGAAACACAUAAAAUAACUGAACAGAAUGAUGCUGACAAUGUGAGUGUCAUGUCUGUGUCUUCCAACUUUGAGCCAUUUGCAACAGACGACCUAGGCAACACCGUGAUUCACUUGGAUCAAGCAUUAGCCAGAAUGAGAGAAUAUGAACGCAUGAAGACUGAGACAGAAAGUAACUCAAAUAUGAGAUGCACUUGCAGGGUUAUUGAGGAUGAAGAUGGUGCUGCCGCCACCACCACAGUCAGUAAUGCAGAAGAAACUCCCAUUAUUGAGAAUCACAGUUCACCACAACCUACAAGUGACGUUUCUGCCGUCCCCUGUCCUAGAAUUGACACUCAGCAACUGGACCGCCAAAUUAAAGCAAUUAUGAAAGAAGUCAUUCCCUUUUUGAAGGAGCACAUGGAUGAAGUAUGUUCUUCUCAGCUUCUCACUUCAGUGAGACGUAUGGUGUUGACCCUUACCCAGCAGAACGACGAGAGCAAAGAGUUUGUGAAGUUCUUUCAUAAACAGCUAGGAAGUAUAUUACAGGAUUCACUAGCAAAAUUUGCAGGCAGAAAACUGAAAGACUGUGGAGAAGAUCUUCUUGUGGAGAUAUCUGAAGUGUUGUUUAAUGAAUUGGCUUUCUUUAAGCUCAUGCAAGAUUUGGAUAAUAACAGCAUAGCUGUUAAACAGAGAUGCAAAAGGAAAAUUGAAGCAGCUGGAGUGAUACAGUCUUAUGCAAAAGAGGCCAAAAGGAUUCUUGAAGGAGAUCGUGGCUCACCUGCUGGAGAGAUUGAUGAUGAAGACAAAGACAAGGAUGAGACUGAAACUGUUAAGCAGACUCAGACUUCAGAAGUAUAUGAUGCUAAAGGUCCCAAAAAUGUAAGAUCUGAUGUUUCUGAUCAAGAGGAAGAUGAAGAAAGUGAACGGUGUCCAGUGUCUAUCAAUCUAUCUAAAGCAGAAAGUCAGGCUUUAACUAAUUAUGGAAGUGGAGAAGAUGAGAAUGAGGAUGAAGAAAUGGAAGACUUUGAAGAGAGUCCUGUGGAUGUUCAGACUUCGCUUCAGGCUAACACUGAAACUACAGAAGAAAAUGAACAUGACAAUCAGGUUCUGCAACAUGAUCUUGAAAAAACACAAGAAAGUACAAAUGUACCAUCAGACCAAGAAGGAACUAGUAAAAAUGAUCAAGACAGCUCUCCUGUGAAACCUUGUUAUCUCAAUAUCUUGGAAAAUGAACAGCAUUUAAACAGUGCUACCCAUAAGGACUCACUCACUACUACUACUGAUUCAUCUAAACAGCCUGACCCUAUGCCAUUACCCUUGACUGCAAGUGAAACCCUAGUGCCUAGAGUCAAAGAAGUUAAAUCUGCUCAGGAGACUCCCGAGAGCUCUCUGGCUGGAAGUCCUGACACUGAAUCUCCAGUGUUAGUCAAUGACUACGAAGCAGAAUCUGGUAACAUAAGUCAAAAGUCUGAUGAAGAAGACUUUGUGAAAGUUGAGGACUUGCCACUCAAACUGACAGUCUGUUCAGAGGCAGAGCUGAGGAAGAAAAUGGUAGAAGAAGAACAGAAAAACCAUUUAGCUGGUGAGAUAUGUGAAAUGCAGACUGAAGAAUUAGCUGGAAACCCUCAGAUACUGAAAGAACCUGAAACAGUGGGAGCCCAGAGUGUAUGAAAUGUCUGCAGAAACUCAUCUAACUCUCUUACAUAGUCAGCACAGUAAAAAAAAAAAAAAAAAAAGACACUAAAUAAACAUUUGUUUUGGUCUGUAUAAAAUGUAAAUUAGUUUGACACUGCAUUUUUGAUGGGUGUGCUAAUUUCUGCCCAUGGCAGUUUAAAACAUUAGAGUCUGAAUCCUGGACAGAUUCAAACCUUGACACACUGUGGGAUUUUUCUUUUGCUUUUAUUUUUCUUAUGAUCUUGACCCCUAACCCUCAUUGUGACAUUUGGUGUGUUAACUUUAAAUGUAGUUUUAAAUAAAGUUUGAACUUAUCUGUAAA